GUGAGACGUUAAAUGUUAAACGCAAAUAAAACCUCGGAUUAUUUUGGGUAACUCGACGAUUUUACAUUGUCGAGAAGACAAACUAAACCCGCGUGUUUUAAGGAGUAAUGUCCAACGUAACUAGCGGUUAUUUUGACGUUAAUACAACGUACUAACCGUAACUCUACGGGUCUUUUGUGGACACAGCUGACCGACGUUACGUUAGCAUAUUCUGCCUCGAGAUUAGCCGAAACUGCCGUUUUACUUCGACUGACUGACGGGGAAACUACAAGUGGAGUUUCCACCGUCAUGUACCCCGCAAUGGCGGAAAAGAAUCCGGAUCACAGUGGGACCGGUGUCUUCUACCAGGCAAUACCUGCUGUCGGCGCUGAUGGGAGAAACAUCAUGAAACUGAUUCCUGUGAAAAUAAUCAACGGAGACUUUUUCAAUGCUCAAAUAAGCCGGUUGAACACCAUCAUCGCACCACCGAAAGCUUUAACCGUCAAUAUUGCCUCCGGACCGGCUGCCAUGGGGCAAAAGGCGUCUUCGAACCCUUCUGCAACUGAGCAAAUUGUCCAGAGGCAGGUUCCCCUCAUGAAUGCCACCACUUAUCAAGUCGGUUCAGAUCUUGGUUUAUCACUCAACAAGAAUCCACUCCAGCAACUACAACAGAGUGUGAAUUUAUUAGCAAUUGUGCCUCCAAUGGCACCAGUAGCAAAGAGUGGAAACCCAGUAAGACCUCCAGUCACAGUGCAAUCUCCAGUUCCCCCCGGAAUACAGUGCUUUCAGAUUCCCCCUCAGGCACAGGUCCGAACCGUCCCAGCAUCCGAUCUGUUGGCGGUGAACAAGAAACAGACUUUUACUCCAUCGGCCAAGUUGCUUUGCAGGACAUCGAAAGCGACGUCACGUGGACUUCCAUCAAAAGGAUCAGAACCACAUUUUAAUUUGGUCCCAAGUGUUCCACAAAGGCCCAACAGCCCCAUAAAGUGGUCCGUUGAAGAGGAAGACAACUCGGCGGUUCCAGCUCUUAAUCAGAGUGAUUCUUCGGUUAGUUCGGAUAUUCUUCGACUUCUCUCGGGAAGAGAACGCACCGCCCCUCCCCGUGUGACCGUGAGAAAACCCGGUCCGGCUCCCGAGCCGACGCGUCCCUCCGUCGCUUCGGAGCGUCUUCGAGACGCGACCGAGAGAGAAAACACCGGGAAGCUCUGUGAGGUCAUUAUUAAAUCUGUUACCGGGUCCGGUCAGGGCACGAGUGGCGAAAAACCGGGCAACCCCAUGUUCAUGUGGAACGGGAACCAACUGCAACAGAAUGUACGUGUCAUGGCCCUAGUACCUCUGGCGUCAACGCCUGUAGCAAACAGUGGAAAGUCCGGAAGACCUCCAAGCGAUCUCCAAGUCAGAGCGACCUCUCAAGCACUCCCGAGAGGUCUUCAGAUUCUCCCUGGAGCGCAAGUCCGAAAAGUCCAAGCAUCUCAUCUACCUCCGGGUAUCAAGAAACAGACUUUUCCUCCCACAGUCAACUCCUUACCAAGUUCUGGCUUACCCAGUUCUGGUUUACCCAGUUCUGGCUUACCCAGUUCUGGUUUACCCAGUUCUGGCUUACACAGUUCUGGCUUACCAAGUUCUGGCUUACUCAGUUCUGGCUUACCCAGUUCUGGCUUACCCAGUUCUGGUUUACCCAGUUCUGGUUUACCCAGUUCUGGCUUACACAGUUCUGGCUUACCCAGUUCUGGCUUACACAGUUCUGGUUUACACAGUUCUGGCUUACCACGGUCUGGCUUACACAGUUCUGGUUUACCCAGUUCUGGUUUACCCAGUUCUGGCUUACCAAGUUCUGGUUUACCCAGUUCUGGCUUACUCAGUUCUGGUUUACCCAAUUCUGGCUUACCCAGUUCUGGUUUACCCAGUUCUGGCUUACCACGGUCUGUCUUACCCAGUUCUGGUUUACCCAGUUCUGGCUUACCCAGUUCUGGCUUACCACGGUCUGUCUUACCCAGUUCUGGCAUACCCAGUUCUGGCUUACGACGGUCUGUCUUACCAAGUUCUGGCUCACCAAGUUCAGGCUUACCUGGCUUACCUGCGACGCCUCGCUUGACAAGUGUCAAGCGAGGCGUCGCUCCACUAUGUGAUUCGACCGUCGACAUGCUCAAGUUACUUCAUAACACGUCUACCUCGUAUAGACUUCCAUUCAAUGGAUCGGAAUCGCAUUUAAAAUUAGUUCCAAAUGUUCCACAAAGGCCCGACAGCCCCAUAAAGUGGUCGGUUGAGGACGACGUUGCGACGGCGCCGUCCCCCGAAGCCAUCGACACUUCUGUUUCUUUAGAGAUUCUUCGAGUCGCCUGCGUGAGGGAAAAUGGCGAGAAGCACCGCGACGUCUUAAGGAACUCGGCGUCCGGGUCGAGCCGGGGCAAGGGGGGGCAACAAGGAGAGGAAAACCCCUCGGUCAUGUGGAACGGGAAGCUUUUUGUUUUCUCCAAAAAUUGCAGCCCGCCGGAUAAAACUGGGAAAAGCGACGCGGCGAGAAAAAGUCACGAAUUCGACCAACCCGUCGCGGCUUCGACGCCGCAACCGCUCUGGUCGGUCGGGCCUCGGAGAAAUAGAAACCUCGGCCUUCUCGAUCCGAGCCGGGCGCACAAAGUGAUCGACCUCUGCGGCGACGACGACGCUCCGGACGACUCGUCUCAACGAGCGGACGAAGACACCGUCAUAUUUGUGUCGUAUACUCCGCCCGCGCCCGAAGCUCAGGAUUCGAUGCCGAAGACGCGGUCGACGCACGGGGAGGAAGCUGACCCGGCGGGCGCCGCGAGCGAUGUGCCGGAACACGAGAGUCCGGAUGAGACGCGUGGCGUCGUCGAAGGAGGACGACUCGGCCGGGACGUACCGGUCAACGCGGUCGAGAGUCCAACGCGUGUCAACGUUCCGGAAGUGGUGACCGUGCGUGAUGAUGACGAUGGUGGUGAUGAUGGUCGCUCCGCCACUAACGGCCAACAGAACACCUCCACCCAACAGGUGGAGGGCGUGGAAGUUGACUCCAGCAGCAAUGGGAUAUGCUUUGGACUAACGGAGCGCACCUACAUCGUGGAGAGCUCUGUGACCAGUCGGACGUCUUCGCCGGCGCCAGAGUCCCGUCAGCGGUCCGACGAUGCGCUGAGACGGAUAUUUGGGAUAACGGCCGACGUGAGAAUCGACCUGCUGAGGACGGACGCGGCCUCGGCCGGGUCGCUCCCCGCAGACCCUCCGCAGAGCGACCGCGGCGAGUCGGCGGCGGAUCGUCGGGAAACAUCGAGCGGAUUAAAGGACGGAGAACUUUUUACGCGGCCAGAAACCGAACGCUGCGACGGGCCCGUCGACGCCAAGAAGGCGAAAGUGCAAGCUCAACAGGAACCGUCCCGAGACUCCGCCUCCUCUCGAGGUCUUCCCGUGUGUUCACAUUUCCACGUGAACGCGACCCCUUCUCCGUGCGGCGACGUGGAAACGGUUUCCGCGGCGGGCUACGGCGAGCCCAUCGACGAGGACUUCCACAACGCGGAGGAGGAAGACUUCCCCGGCCGCCCUCGGACGUGCGCGGAGCUCAACGCGAACGCGGGGAGAGCGGGAAGGAAGAGGAAGCGCCCGACGUGUCCGUGCUGCGUGCCGGGCGCUCCGGAUCCCGCGGCGCCGAGGCCCGCCGAAGAGCCGGAGAAGCCGGAGUGGACGGGCAAGAAAGGGGGAAGGGCGAAGGCCUCGGGUAAAGACGCCAAGACGUCCGGCAGUCCGACGGCCAAGAGCAAACACGGCUGCAGGACGUCCGAGGAUCCGUCCGGCGCCGGCGGCGUUGUUCCCGCGGCGCCGUCCGCCGACUCCGACGAACUCAAGCUGCACGAGCAGAUCUCGAGACUCAAGGAGCUUCUGCAACAGAAGGAAGCGGCUCUGGAGCUGAUGAGGACCGGCAGAGCCGAGGCGAGCCCGCCCGCCCCCCACGCUCCCUGAACACUUUCGUGACUCGUGUAUAUUUAGUGACGGUCGACACUGUGCGGAUUUAGCUAUUUUCUAUUUUUAAUCUUUUGUGAUAAUUAGACAUUUUUGUUUGAAUGUAAUAUUUAUGAAUACUAAUACAAUAUUUAUAGGGACUGGUAUGAAUAUAAUUUUGAUUUCAGAGAAGUGUAUUCAGAAAAGAGUUCAGAUUAAAGAAUAUACAUUUUUAAAAGUGCGCUAAAAGAAACCAUACUAAAGUCAAAAUCAGAAUCAGAAUCAGAAACAGUUUUAUUGCCAGGAAUGUUUACACAAAAGAUGAUAGCAGUAGUGAGUAAUAUUAUUCUACUUUGGAUGUCUAGUUUGUUUCAUAAUUCAAGGGAUGGUUCUUCAACUGAAAAUAAAGAGAAGAUAUCAUUUAAUUUAGUUUUGGGGGAUUAUAAAAAGAUAAUUUCUCUUAAUAUUUAUAGAUAUAUAUAGUAUAAAUCUGUAUAUUAUAUAUACGUGUGUGUGACACCAGAUCAGACGCUCUCAUUGCAUGGGCUCUACCUCCAGUUGUGGAGCCACAGGCCCCGAUGUUUAAAAAAUAUAUAAUAUGACCUUGUUUUUCUACAGAUAUAUUACUUUUUAAUUUCUUAUUUCAACAAAUUCACUUCAAAACAGUACUAAGUUAUUUAAAUAUGUUCUCUUGUAUGUUUUCAAUUUGUUUCUUACUGCCAUCUUGUUCAUACUGUAUAUAUAUACUUUGUUUUUACAAUGUAAAGUGCUUUCUAAAAUGUAUUUGUAUUAUUUGUACACGAUGGGAUUAAAAUUGACUCAACAUCACA
Molecule: messenger RNA, 4757 nt
Organism: Pseudoliparis swirei
Lineage: Eukaryota; Metazoa; Chordata; Actinopteri; Perciformes; Liparidae
Gene: lrif1
Product: ligand dependent nuclear receptor interacting factor 1
Exons: 3
Coding region: 289-3948 (1219 amino acids)
Biological process (GO): regulation of DNA-templated transcription
Molecular function (GO): nuclear retinoic acid receptor binding
Source: RefSeq, a predicted model, not a curated record